This is a messenger RNA of Adelges cooleyi (spruce gall adelgid), 2683 nucleotides long. RefSeq names its product zinc finger protein ZFP2-like. The coding region runs from base 519 to 2435 and encodes 638 amino acids. The record is from RefSeq and is a predicted model, not a curated record. The transcript has 3 exons. Lineage: Eukaryota; Metazoa; Arthropoda; Insecta; Hemiptera; Adelgidae.
GAUAAUCGUUUGUAACAGUAAAGUAAUUUGACAACACAAAAAUGGUUGUAACUAAUAUACAAUUUUGUACACAGUAAUCAGUAUGCUUGAACAAUUGUACUCGAAGCUAUAAUAGAAGUUAAUAUGAAAAUAAGUUGACAUGCUGGAAUUCAAUUUUUUCUGUAUCAAGUAUUGCCUAUAUUUUGCCCCUUAAAAGUUGGCAGUGUUUGGUUCCCGUUAUAUUAUAAUAAGAUAAUGUAUUUUUGUUGACCGUAGAAAGCAGUCAAUAGGUCAUGGUGCCUGGUGGCCUCUUAUCAGUUAUCACUAGAUACUAAUUAAUGCACAAGUCAAUGAUGCGUGUAUUCAUUAAAACUGAUACAACACUGAACACACGUGUUUAAAAUUUUCAACUUGUUGAUUGUCGAAACGCAAACACCAACUCCAUAAUGUUAAUUGUCCUUCGUGAAAACAGAAAAUUAUCGGUUAAUGUAUUGUUUUUAUUUUAAACUUUGUUAUAUUUACUUUUAGUAUUAAAUGUUAUGGAUCAAAGGUACCAAAAUAUAACAUCCGAUAUGUCUAAUUUAUUACCACCUAACCAUGGAAGUGCAACAAUUAAAAAGGAAGAUUAUUGUGAUAUGUUCUCAUCUGAUAAACUUUUUAACAUUGUUGAAUACAAUCAGGCGACAUCUGUAGCAGAAGAAAAUAUAAAAAUAGUUGUCAAAGAAGAACUAAUUAGUGAUGAUGAUGAUGAUUUGCCUGAUUUACUUGGACUGGAGUCUUCCGCAGAACUCGAGAAAUGCGAUAUCAAAAUUGAAAGUGAAGUAUUAAAUGGUUGUUUAUUUCAAACACAACUAGAAGUUGAACGAAAUAACUAUGACUUUGAAACAAAAAUUAAAUCCCCAAUUGAUAAUAACAAUACAAUACAUCUAACAAAUAACACUGAAGAUAUGAAAUUAUAUGAGUGUUCUAAAUGCACAUUAAAGUUUCCAGACCGUAAUACUAUAAUUAAACAUUUAAAAUAUCGAAAAAAUCAAUGUAUUAAUUGUUGUAAAUAUAUUGAUUCGACUUCUGUUACUCACGGUUGUAGAAUGAUGCAAAAUAAUCAAAUUGUUUAUGAAUGUCAAGAAUGUUUCGGGGAAUACUUUGAAUUUGGUACUUCUAGAAAGUACCAGAAUAUAAUAAACAAUAACAAAAACCGACCAUACAAAUGUGAUUUUUGUCCUAAAACUUACUUGUCAUCUGGCCAUCUAACUGUCCAUAUAAGGAUGCAUACAGGAGAAAGACCGUAUCAGUGUAAUAUAUGUAAUAAAAGAUUUCAUGCUGGUUACAAUUUGAAUUCACAUAAAUUGACCCAUGCAAGUACCAAGGAAUUUGAAUGUACAGUAUGUCGCAAGUCUUUUAAAGUACUCGCGAGUCUGAAAUCACAUCUUGAAUGUCACACUGCCGGCAAACCGCACGAAUGUGAUGUGUGCAAUAAAAGAUUUAGACAGUGGAAUACACUUGAAAUACAUCGUAGAAUACAUACUGGAUAUAGGCCGUUUGAGUGCGACAAGUGUGGUAAAGCGUUUUACACCAUGCAUUCCUUAACUCAACAUCAGAGAAUGCACAAUGGAAUUAAACCAUAUAAAUGCAAUAUUUGCCAAAAAAGUUUUAGUAUAUAUUCUAAUUUUGUAUGUCACAAGAGGAGACAUACUGGCGAGAAGCCUUAUAAAUGUGAUAUUUGUGGUAAAGGAUUUGCUCAUUCAACUCAUAAGCACAGACAUAGAGAAACACACUUUAACAACAAACCGUUUGAAUGCAAUUACUGUCAUAAAAAGUUUCGUUAUAAAAAUUCUGUUGAAAAUCAUUUACAAACUCACGUUAUAAACAGAAAAAGGAAGUAUGAAUGUGAUAUUUGCAAAAAUAAAUACUACACAAAAAGUUCGUUGAGUUCACAUAAAGAAAUUCAUACUGUCGAAUUGAAAUACAAAUGCGAAUUCUGUAAUAAACUGUUUCGUUCAUCUUUGAGAUUAGAAAAUCAUAGAAAGCAACAUACAGGAGAUAGACCUUAUACAUGUGGCGAUUGUGGAAAAUCGUAUCCAAUUCCCGAAUCGCUAAUCAGACACAAGAAAAUGAAUCAUACUUGCAGUAUUUGCAACUUGACUUACCGUAAACCUCAAGAACUUAAGAAUCAUAAAUUAACGCAUAGCGAGUUGUUAAUAAAACCAUUUAGUUGUGAUAUAUGUGGAAAAAAGUUUGCUGAUAAGCAAAAUUCAAGAACUCAUAGAAUGAUACACAUGGAAGUCAAACCAUUUCAAUGUGACAAGUGCAAUAAAUCCUAUUUAAAUUCUACUAGUCUUAAAGUCCAUCAAAGAAGUCAUACUGGAGAAAGACCUUACAAAUGUGAAAUGUGCGAAAAAGAUUAUGCUGACAGUGGAUCAUUACAUAGACACAAACGGCUUAUUCAUUUCAAGUAAUUUGUAUCUGGUUGCUUAAUUGCAACUGAAAAAAAAGAAAACAGACUAAACUUUUAAUUUAAUUUAAACUCUAUUCAGUGCAAUAUGCAUAAUAAGAAUUUACAAAAUUUUAACCUAAAGAAGUAGUAGCAAUCUAUAUAUUUAUUUAUUUUAUCAUUGAGAAGAUAGAUGCUAUAAGUAGUUAUAAUAAUUUAAAAGGUGUUUUAAAAGUGUAUCAAAUAUAUAAUCAGUUUUAUUAUGUUUUAAUA